Molecule: messenger RNA, 1699 nt
Organism: Symsagittifera roscoffensis
Lineage: Eukaryota; Metazoa; Xenacoelomorpha; Acoela; Convolutidae
Exons: 7
Coding region: 452-1699 (415 amino acids)
Source: RefSeq, a predicted model, not a curated record
CAUAUUUUUUGGAAUUUUUUUGUUAUAAACCUUUGUUACUGUAAUUCGCCGCGAUUUUAUUUGUUUGGACAUUUACACUUUGAAACUUGUUUUGAAGCCACUUAUCAUCGUGGAGGCCAAAUCGUUGUGAUCUAAUCUCUUUUCGCCUUUGAUCCUUUAAUUGAUCUGCUUCUACUGCACGCACACUUGACCAGUUUGGUCCCAUCGAUUCAACUUGGAUCACAGGGGUCUAUGGUCGUGCUUCAACUUCAGAAAAAGAAUUGUACUCGAACCACUGAACUCUUCUUGUAAUCUGAAAACUUCAACUUUUGGCAUACAAGACGAAAUGGUCAAACGAUACGUCAAACAGAAACGCCAGAGUGUACCACAGCAAGCACGAGAAAUGGCCUCAGAAUUAUUACAUUUAUCUUCACAUUUAAAUCCUCAUUUAUGAACUAAAACUUAAUUGAGAAUGGUGAAAAAAGCUUAUGAUGAGAUAGAGUGGGAACAGUCGGAUGUGGAGAGAAGUGAUGGAACAAAAGAGAUAGAUUUGAUUGAGGUGAGCGAGUUGGUGAAAGAUUGCCUUUCUAUAGCACCACGACUUGCAGCCUCUGCUUCGUUGGGUCUCUUAGGCCCAAAUGAACGAAGACAGCUGGGCUACAAUUUCGUGGCGCUCUGCUCUCUCGGUUACCGUCUAAACAGCAAAUCCCAGCGCAUAGAGUGCACGCAGUGUGCCUACUCGUUCCACAAAAACGAGUCCUAUAAUUUCGACGAACACGGCCUGCUGGGAACCAAAGGAAUCGCAGGUGUACAAUGCCCUGUUUGGCUCAAAGGGGGCUUCACUUUGAACCCCCGGGAAACUCAGAUAACAGCCAGAAGCAACGGGGAGGCCAAUCAGCCGAUCUCGUCCUUGUUGUCCUCUGCCACUUCUGGUGGUUUCACUGAGGAGAAGAUGGAUGUUGACGAAACACUCAUUCAAAUUAGCUCCGGUCUGCUAAGCGAUCAGCUUGGUUUGUUGGUACACAAAGGGCCGAAAGAGAGCUUAGACGAAUCACAAAUGGCUAUGACGCUUUUCGAAGACGAUUCCGAAGAAAGUAAUCAUUUCUUGUCACGAGAAAACAGAGAAGAUAGUCUUGUGAAGCUUAGCGCAUGGUCCAGUUUCACGCCUACGUUUGCUGCUAUUUUAUCAUUAAUGGGUUUUUACUGCUUUUCUGAAACGUUUAAAAUGUUAAAAUGCUAUUUUUGCAAGUUUUUAAGCCCUGAAACAUCGCUGCGAAAGCUAAUUCGAGCGCACUCUGUGUUUUCUCCACGUUGUUGUUACGCAAAGUUUGUGGAAAUUUCGACCGAAAUACUAAAUCGGCCAGAAGACAACGCGGCUCAUUUAAUAGCAUUCAACAUAUUCAACAAUUUGUACACAUUCACUGACAGAUAUGUUCGGUUGUCCGAAGCGUUAUGCGUCGAGGCAGCUGCCUGCGGUCUUCGAUUUCUGCCCUUCAAGCGUUCGGUCAAGUGCACGUCAUGUGAAUUCGAAGCAGAGCUUGAAGAUUCCGGUAACUUUCUAGCACUCAAAUUGUCCGAGAUGCAUAUGAAGCAUAAUCCGAAGUGUCACAACUUGGGAGACAGUCCGCAUUUGGCAAAAGGAGGAAAACAAAAAGGGAUCUUUUUUAUCUGGCUCCCCAAAAAGCUUGUGCGUGAAGAAAGAAGAAAGAACCUAAUUUAA